GAACAUAUCUGGUCAGGCCACAUUACUUGACAGCGAAACGAUGCGGAUGUAGGUUGUUAGCUGAACAUAACUACGAAUAGUAGCGAAUCAAGGUAUGAGCAUGCCUUGAAGGCUACUGGAACAAAUUCACUCAUCUGAGCCCACGGAUGAGCUGUCAUCGCUAACUGUGUAGUUACCUUUGAAUGCGGACGCUCUUGACGAUUACUUCGUCGUUCCUUUCCACUAGAUGAAAUUGCCGUGGCAGUCGCAAUAAAGACAUUUGCGCUUGUCAGUUGUGACAUAAACAUGAACUUUACUGCUGCUUCGGUCAGCACUCCAAACAUACAUUCAACCUUCACCGUCUUGUCUCAACCAUCGAAUCAUACCUUACCAUUCCCCAAAUUCUUCUUAUCGCUUGCCCAACAAUGCCUGAACUAUUGGAUAUGCCAGCCGAAAUCAUCAAUCGGAUCUGCCGCUUCGUUGGCCGGGAGUUCGACCCGAGCACUCAAGAGAUCUUUUACCGCGAUCAAGACUUCUACGCGCUCCGUCUGACAUGUCAAGAACUUUACUCCAAUACGUUAUACGACGCGAGUAUGCGGUUCCCUCUAAAAUUUCUGAAGAUCGCAUUCAAUUACCCGUCUCUUGUCACACUUAUACGGCUGACCAAGGCCCGAUAUAUCCGAGAUCGUAUUCGUCGUGUGCACCUCGUACGCGAUUAUGGCAAUCGCCGCGACGAGUUGGUGCAGACCGUUUGGGACAGAAUCAGAGCCAUGAUCAGAGAAGAGGAGGCGACAAAUUUCACUAGGUCAGGCGAGGCGGUUUACAUGCUGGCACAAUGUCUACGCAACCUUCGUGGAGCAAAUUUGUUCGACACUGUCAUGUACGAGGACGGGUUUCCAGAUGUGAUAGGACAAGCAGCCGUUUUCGAGGCUGUCAUAGCGGCACAACUGCCUAGAGAAGAUGUGGUCCGCCUUUCCAUCGACCUCAGAUACAUCCAGAGCCGAGGCGGGGUAGGACGGUGGGGAGACAUCACUGAUAUCGUGGGCGUAUAUAGGCCAUUGAUCCGGGACGCUGUUAUUACGGCACCUGUGUUCAAAGACUUGAUAAUACCGCCUAGGAAUAGGCCAGGGUUUCACAACCAAAAUUUCCGCCUUACACAUCAAAAAUUAGAUAGGGUCAAAGAUGCAAUCGAAGUAGACAGUGCUUUCAUUUCUCAUCAAUAGAAUUCUGUUCUCGUUGCCGGUUCAAAAGUCUCCAUGCACAUGUUCCAACUGCCAGAGGAAUUUUCAAAUUCAAAUGAUAUUUCUUUCCAAAGCCCAUCGCAUUCUCUCCAGUCAUAGUCACAAUCAUAACCUCACUUUCAGUCUCCAUCCCGUCCUUGCUACCCUCGCUACCACCAGAAUCCCGUAACCAAGUAGCAUCAGUCCGCCUGUGCAGAUUUUCAUCUACAGAUAAGUAGCAGUUCCAUGGCUCCGUGUACCUUCCCCAGCCUGAUCAGCAUCCCACCCACUGGAUCGCCCAGCAAUGAGGCGAAUCCAACCACACUAAAGCUAGUCCAUGCCCCCGCGCAUACGUAGCGUACAGUUCCAUGAUAGCUUUGACAGAGGCACAGACUGU
This is a messenger RNA of Cucurbitaria berberidis CBS 394.84, 1596 nucleotides long. RefSeq lists its product as uncharacterized. The transcript has a single exon. The coding region runs from base 405 to 1202 and encodes 265 amino acids. The record is from RefSeq and is a predicted model, not a curated record. Lineage: Eukaryota; Fungi; Ascomycota; Dothideomycetes; Pleosporales; Cucurbitariaceae.